Molecule: messenger RNA, 980 nt
Organism: Populus euphratica (Euphrates poplar)
Lineage: Eukaryota; Viridiplantae; Streptophyta; Magnoliopsida; Malpighiales; Salicaceae
Product: TMV resistance protein N-like
Exons: 2
Biological process (GO): signal transduction; defense response
Molecular function (GO): ADP binding
Source: RefSeq, a predicted model, not a curated record
AGCAGGCCUUGUACGCGUGGAAAGCAAUUGCUGAACCAAGCGAGCUAAUUGAGGCCAGAAGGGAUCGGUACUAGUUUAUCGCUUUCGGGAUUUUCAUGGCUUCUUCUCCUCCACAAUACAUGUAUGAUGUGUUCCUUAGUUUUAGAGGCAAAGACACCCGGAACAACUUUACUAGUCAUCUAUAUUCUAAUCUGGCACAGAGAGGCAUCGAUGUGUACAUGGAUGAUAGGGAGCUCGAGAGAGGAAAGACCAUCGAACCUGCUCUCUGGAAGGCCAUCGAAGAAUCAACGUUUUCUGUCAUUAUAUUUUCAAGACAUUACGCUUCUUCACCAUGGUGUUUGGAUGAACUUGUCAAGAUUGUUCAGUGCAUGAAAGAGAUGGGGCACACCGUUCUGCCCGUUUUUUAUGAUGUGGAUCCCUCAGAGACAUAUGAGAAAGCCUUCGUUGACCAUGAACAAAAUUUCAAGGAAAACUUGGCGAAGGUCCGGAAUUGGAAAGAUUGUCUCUUUACGGUGGCCAGUCUAUCUGGUUGGGACUUACGGAAUAGGAAUGAGUCAGAGUCAAUUAAAAUAAUUGUUGAAUAUAUAUUCUACAAACUAAGCGUCACUCUGCCAACAAUUAGCAAAAAAUUAGUUGGAAUAGAUUCUCGUCUAGAGGUAUUGAAUGGUGGUUAUAUAAGUGAAGAAGGAGGCAAAGCAAUCUUCAUAGGGAUUUGUGGAAUGGGUGGCAUAGGUAAGACGACUGUUGCAAGGGUAGUAUAUGAUAGGAUUCGUUGGCAAUUUGAAGGCAGCUGCUUCUUAGCAAAUGUCAGAGAAGUUUUUUCUGAGAAAGAUGGACCACGCCGUUUACAGGAACAACUUCUUUCUAAAAUCUUAAUGGAACGUGGUUCUGUAUGGGAUUCUUAUAGAGGGAUUGAGAUGAUAAAGCGGAGGUUACGACUUAAAAAGAUUCUUCUUAUCCUUGAUGAUGUAGAUGACAAA